Messenger RNA from Didymella exigua CBS 183.55, 306 nucleotides. RefSeq lists its product as uncharacterized. The transcript has 2 exons. Bases 1 to 306 code for a protein of 101 amino acids. Lineage: Eukaryota; Fungi; Ascomycota; Dothideomycetes; Pleosporales; Didymellaceae. The record is from RefSeq and is a predicted model, not a curated record.
AUGGCCGUACCGCAGACUUCGCAGACUGUCCGCAGAUGGAUCAUGACUGCUGCUGUUGCUGGCAUUACCGCCACUGGAACGAUAUAUGGUGCUGGGCUCAAGACUGAUCGCGAGGUCAGACAGGAGCGCAAACGCUACGAACAAGCCUCACCCGAAGAGCUCAUCAGCCAACUCCAAAUCGCGCGCGAGGGCCUCGAGGUGAAGAAGAGAGAGAUGGAGAGGAAGAUUGCCGGGUUCCACGAGAAGAAGAGGCUGAAGGAGAUCGAGGCGCAGAAGGUGAAGGACCAACAGCAGCAGCCGAGAUGA